Molecule: messenger RNA, 1653 nt
Organism: Ziziphus jujuba (common jujube)
Lineage: Eukaryota; Viridiplantae; Streptophyta; Magnoliopsida; Rosales; Rhamnaceae
Product: DCD domain-containing protein NRP-B
Exons: 5
Coding region: 192-1322 (376 amino acids)
Biological process (GO): response to endoplasmic reticulum stress
Source: RefSeq, a predicted model, not a curated record
CUGCUCCCUUUCUCAUAUUCUAUUCUCAUUUCCCCUGUUUCUCUCCCAUUCUCUCUCUUUUUGCUUUUUUAUCUUCUGUGUUUUUCAUCUUCAAUCUUCAUCUACAGUGAAAAAAAGUUUGAAUCUUUGAAAUACCCAUAUAGAGUUUUCUUUCAUUUUUCACCUGGAUUUAAAGAGGGUUUUGUUUUAAAAUGGAGAACAACAAUAACCAGUCUUUCUGGCAAUUCAGCGACCAGCUUAGACACCAGACCUCGAAUUUAGCCAACCUGUCCAUCAACGAUUCCAUAUGGGGAAGCUCUUAUGGUUCGAAGAGACAUGGCGAGAGGAUGAAUUUCGAUGUUAGAGUCGGUGGUGAAGUAAAUUCUCUCAACAAUCUGAACUCAAAACUUCCUGAUUCAAAUGGGUUCAACGAUGUUUGGGAAAACAACAACUACAGUAAUCUGAAGCCAAAAGGGUCUGAUUCUAAUGGUUUUAAUGAUGGCUGGAACAGUUUCAAGCUAAAGGGUGGUGUUUCUUCUGAUUCUAAUAAUUUGUUCAACGAUGGCUGGAACAGUUUUAAGCCUAAAAUCUCAGAAUUUAAUGGAUUCAACGAUGGCUGGAACAGUUUCAAAGCCAAAGGUAUAGACUUCAACGCAGACCAGGUGCUUGGUGUUGGCUCUCAGAAGAAUAUUGGAAUUAACGGUGGGUUCAACAAAGGGAUUUAUUCGAAGCCUGGAAACCAUGUCAACAAUAUUAAUUUGAAGGGUCACAGGAAUAGUGGUAGAGGUGAGGAUGAUCCUGGAGUUAAAAAUGGCAAGAAGAAUGCUAACAGUAAGAAGAAUAAUGGUGAGAAUAAUAACAAUGAAAACAAGGAGAGCAAAAGUGACAAAAGGUUCAAGACGCUUCCACCAUCUGAGUCUCUGCCCAGAAAUGAAACCGUUGGUGGAUAUAUCUUUGUCUGCAACAACGAUACUAUGCAGGAGAACCUGAAGAGGCAGCUUUUUGGUUUGCCUCCACGUUACCGAGAUUCAGUUCGAGCCAUCACUCCUGGCUUGCCCCUUUUCCUGUACAACUACUCCACCCACCAACUCCAUGGAGUUUUUGAGGCUGCGAGCUUUGGUGGGACAAACAUCGAUCCCACAGCUUGGGAGGAUAAGAAAUGCCAUGGUGAAUCACGCUUUCCAGCUCAGGUUCGAGUUGUUACUAGAAAAAUCUGUGAACCACUUGAGGAGGACUCUUUCAGGCCAAUUCUCCACCAUUAUGAUGGACCCAAAUUCCGCCUUGAGUUGAACAUACCAGAGGCACUCUCUCUCUUGGACAUAUUUGAACAACAAGAGCCUUGAACACGGCAAAAUCGGGUAUUAAUAAACGAGGAGUACAUAUACAAAAUACAAAGUUAGUGAAGAAAGUGGGGAAAAAGAAAAAAGAGUUUGCGCAGGGAAAAAAAGAAAAAGGAUUAGAAGAGAAGAAGAGAGUUUGUUUGCAAUUAAAGAAGAGAGCUCGGGGAUUAUAUUUAUAAGGGGAUAUUGGAGAAGUAUACAAGCUUUUUAUGUUAACGGAUAACCUCACUUCUUUCUUGUAGAGAGAGGUUAUUAUGGUUAUCCUUUUGUUUUUGUUCGCAAAAUAUGUAUAAAUAAUAAAGUAUACAUAUGAUAAAAACGAAAUUUCUGGUAA